AUGAUGGAUGGGGCGUACUUUGUCGGUCGCAAAGAGUUAUUGGAUUUCUUUAACGAUUUGCUGGAUUUGAAUCUCAGCAAAAUUGAGCAAACGGCUUCGGGAGCUAUCGCCUGUCAAAUUGCUGACCUCAUAUUCCCUAAAACUAUCCCCAUGUCUAAAGUAAACUGGGAAGCCAGAUCAGACUACGAAUUCGUGCAGAAUUACAAGCUGUUGCAAGCUGCCUUUACAAAACACGAAGUGCAGAGACAUGUUGAUGUCAACAAAUUGAUCCGUGCCAAGUACCAGGACAAUCUUGAAUUUUGCCAGUGGCUCAAAGCUUUUUAUGAUCAGUCGGGCGUUGUCCGAAAAGACUACGAUCCAUUCGCGGUGCGAGCUAGGGGUAAAGGUGGACAACAGUACAAUGCCCAGAUGGGGUCAAAGUCUUCAACCCGUUCGCAUCCUAUCAUGGCAUCCACAAAACCAGCGAUUGCGCGAGUUUCAGAAGCAGCAGGCGAAAACAUGGCAAUCAAUGAUGAGCUUUCUUUGAAAACGUUGGAACUUGAGCAGGCUGUGAUUGAUAUCGAGAAAGAGAGGGACUUUUAUUUCAGAAAAUUGAGAGAUGUCGAGAUAAUGUUCCAGGUCUACCAGGAAAAAGUUGACGACGGUGAUCAGAACAAUUUGGUUGACGAUGUUUUUAAGAUUCUCUAUGCUACAGCCGAAGAUAACCUGACCGUCAAUGACCAAGGCGAUGUUGUGGAAGCUGUAGAGAACGAGCCGGCAGAUGAGGCCUAAACGUAUAUGAUUAUGCUGUUGAUU
Phaeodactylum tricornutum CCAP 1055/1 is the source of this 795-nucleotide messenger RNA. RefSeq lists its product with no specific name. Gene Ontology annotation, molecular function: microtubule plus-end binding. The transcript has 2 exons. The coding region runs from base 1 to 771 and encodes 256 amino acids. The record is from RefSeq and is a predicted model, not a curated record. Gene Ontology annotation, cellular component: microtubule plus-end; microtubule organizing center; spindle midzone. NCBI's taxonomy places the organism in Eukaryota, Bacillariophyta, Bacillariophyceae, Surirellales, Neidiaceae. Gene Ontology annotation, biological process: regulation of microtubule polymerization or depolymerization; spindle assembly; protein localization to microtubule plus-end.